AUGCAUCUUGCCAGGUUUGCCAUCGUAGAAACUGACAUCAAGCAUGAAGUUAGUGCGGACGAUUCAUCUAGACAGUUGCGUUCCACCUCUGAACUCCCUGAUCCUCAAGAUGUUGAAACCAGCUGCAGUGAAACGCUUCCAUGGCCAGAAUCUCUCUGCAUUAGUACCAGUUCUUCUCCGGAUGCAGCAAGAGCUGCUGAUGCAGUGUCUUCUGAUGAUUGCCCUGCGACUCCAGACUCGCUCAGUAAUGACCAGCACGAUUCAGACAAAGCAAGUUUCACAGAGCAGGUGAUGGAUGUUCGGACAGAAAUGUGCACCAAUGGAGAGAUCCAUCAAGUUCCUAAAUCACAGGAUCUUCAGAACAAAGCUGACAGACCCAAUAAACCACGGGCUGCAACCAUUCGUGUGAGCAGGAAGAAGCAGACGUUAUCAGGGCAGCGCCAGAGAGCCGACGUGUCUCGCAGUGAGUGUGCGGUGGCACAAUCCAGCUGGCUCGACGUAUGGAAGGGACGCAAGCACAAUGUUCUGUGGGCCACUCUAGAUGGACAUGCCAUGUCACUGUGGAAAAAGCGCACAGACAAAUUCACAGAAUAUAUUUUUCAUGCGAUUACAGUCAUGCAGCAAAUUACAUGCAGCACCUUUAAAGCUGAGACUGUGCGGCAGAGCUGGUUGAUGUCUCUCUACGCCAUUCGUGGAAGGGAACCGAUCACUGCACCCAAACAACACGGACCGCUGAUCAUGAAAGACCCACGGAAAAAGGUGUACACUGCUAUCCGUGGAUACUCCCUUUGGAUUUACAGCAGCAAAGAGUCGUGGAGUAACCUGAUGGGUUUGUUCAGUUUCUCUGCAGACUCUGCUAAGGAGAUGGCUGUGUGGCUGGAGCGUCUGAAUGAAGUGAUCCGCAGCGCUCUGUCCUACAGCGAGGUGGCUCAUCGACUCUGGUCGAGUCCCUGUAAUAAAGUUUGCGCUGACUGUGGCGCUGCCAACCCGGAGUGGGCGUCAGUGAACCUGCUGGUGGUCAUCUGUGAGGCCUGCGCAGGCGCACAUCGAUCCAUGAGCAGUAACAGGUCCAAAGUGCGAGGUCUCAAACUGGACAAUAAGGUUUGGACAGAGCCUUUAAUUCAGUUGUUUGUGCUGUAUGGCAAUAAAGCUGCCAGCAGUGUUUGGGGUCACAGCAUCCCUCCGACGGAGCAGAUCGUCCCAGACGUCUCUCCAGAUCAGAGGCUGGAGUUUAUCCUCGCCAAAUACCGCAAAGGACUGUACCGGAAAGCUCACCCGCUCGCCACCAGCCAGACACUGCUUGACCAGAGGCUACGGGAGGUGGUUUGUGGUCCUAAUGUGGAGGAGACGCUGUCUCUGCUGUGCUCUGGAGCCAGAGUUUCAUGCAGCACCACAAAUCCUGAGCUUCAGUCUGCCAUCAGCGAGGCCGAGAGCGCUGGACAAGCCCUGCAGACCGAGCUACUCCGACAUAAUGAGUUUGUGGAGGCACCUGACUUUGAGCAAACAAGACAUUCGGAGGAGCAGAUAGAAGAGCUCCAUGGAAAGCUGGAUGAGGAGCGUUUCUUGUUCUCGCAGGAGAACGAGUCUGCGGCCUGUGAUGUGCUGGAUCUGACAGAGGUCAUCUCAGUGUUCGACUGCUCUGCGGGGCAAACCCAUGGGUUUGAGGUGCUAUCGCUGACAGACAGACUGAUCUGCUGGGCAGACGGACGAGACGCUCUCCUCAGUCACAUGCUGCAUAUCAUGAAGAUUGUGCUGGCGGGUGCCGUCGCGGAUGAGGAUCUGCUGGGGGUCUGUGCCGUGUCCAGAGCGUUCAUACGGGAGGGUGCAGCGCUGCAGUGUGCAGAAGUGUGGUGCACCCUUCAGGACGGAGAGAUGAGCAUUCACACAAAGCACGGAUGCGCAGACACAGUGACUCUGGACAGUCAGACACGCUGCCAUCUGCAGCGCUCAGAGAACUGCAUCCUGCUGGAGUUUCCUGAAAGGACGUUGCAUAUGCAGUUUGAGCUGGAGCACAGCUGUCUGCAGUGGCAUGAGCUCGUGCAGAAGGCCAUGUGCUCGAGCACAGAUGCACAGCAGCGCUCAGGAUCUGUGCCCUGCUCUGUAGACAGGUGCAUCUCUCACAUCACACAGUACGGGUUGAAGGUGGAAGGUUUGUAUCGGCGCUGUGGAGUCGCUCCUCAGAUCAGUAAGCUGGUCGAUGCUCUGAGCGUUUCUCCCAGAGGAACGCUUCUGGAAACAGACGAGCUCUCCAUCCUGGACAUUUCAGGAGCUCUGAAACAGAUCCUGCGGCAGAGCUUUGAGAUCAUACCGAACGCACACAGACCGCACUGGCUGAAAGCUGCAGGUACGUCUGUUCUCAGCCAUCAUUACUCUAUAAAACACAGCUUUGCAUUGCACAUCAAGAUCUAUUCACUGGUUCUAUCUGUUUGCUCUCUAAAGUCGCUGCUUGUGUGCUAA
Messenger RNA from Sinocyclocheilus grahami, 2457 nucleotides. Its product is annotated as arf-GAP with Rho-GAP domain, ANK repeat and PH domain-containing protein 1. Gene Ontology annotation, cellular component: cytoplasm. Gene Ontology annotation, molecular function: GTPase activator activity; phosphatidylinositol-3,4,5-trisphosphate binding. Lineage: Eukaryota; Metazoa; Chordata; Actinopteri; Cypriniformes; Cyprinidae. The record is from RefSeq and is a predicted model, not a curated record. Gene Ontology annotation, biological process: positive regulation of GTPase activity; regulation of cell shape; signal transduction. The transcript is spliced from 18 exons. Bases 1 to 2457 code for a protein of 818 amino acids.